AUGGCCUACCCUCACUCAACUUACACUACCGCGCGCGCACUUACCUACUCUUACAUCCAUAUCCUACCCCAAUUCCCCAACACUCAAUACAUUCUCUUCCUACACGGCUUCCCCUCUACCUCGCACGACUGGCGUCAUCAGAUCUCCUUCUUCGUAGCAAAGGGUUAUGGAAUCCUAGCUCCGGACUUACUUGGGUUCGGGGAGACGUCGAAGCCGAGUGAGUUACAGAUGUAUAAGGGUGAAGGUAUGGCGAGGGACAUUGUUGAGAUCAUGGACUUAGAGGGUGUUAGAGUGGUGGUGGGCGUGGCACAUGAUUGGGGAUCGUUCCUUUUGUCACGUCUAGCGAACUAUCAUCCAGAGCGCUUUUCGGCUUAUGUCUUCAUCGACCACGGAUAUAGUGCCCCUGGCCGUAGCCUCACUACCGCGGUGAUACAACAUAUCAAUAGCUCGGUGCAAGCCAAGCUUGGUUUUUCGAUCUUCGGGUAUUUCCUAUUUUUUAACGAAGAGGAUGCUCCGAAGCUCUUAAAUGAACAUUCCGAAUCCCUGGAAUCGCUUUUCUUCGCCAACGACAGCGAAAUCAACAAGAAAUACAAGGGCACCCCAGGCGGUUUGCGCACUUGGUUAGCCGAGGGCAAGAUUGUUGAUUUGCCGGCCUAUCUGACAUCAGAAGACCAUAAACAUUAUCAACACGCCUUCUCCUUCGAGAAAGGUGGCUAUGGCCCUGCAAUCAACUGGUACAGGGCUAAUCUGCGUAAUAUCAAUGAAGAAGAUGAAAAGAAAAUUCCCACAUCCGCUCACACCUUAACACACCCAACCUUGCUAAUCGCCUCUACCAGUUACAUCAUCACUGUCACGGCCAAUUUUCCGGAGCAGAUGCGGCCACUCGUCCCUGAUCUCAAAGUUGAGAAUGUGAAUGGUGGGCAUUGGCUGCAGUUAGAGAAGGUGGAUGAAGUCAAUAAAAUUCUGGAGGAGUUUAUGGAAGAGAAACAACUAGUCUAA
Penicillium arizonense is the source of this 999-nucleotide messenger RNA. RefSeq names its product alpha/beta hydrolase. The record is from RefSeq and is a predicted model, not a curated record. The coding region runs from base 1 to 999 and encodes 332 amino acids. Gene Ontology annotation, molecular function: catalytic activity. Lineage: Eukaryota; Fungi; Ascomycota; Eurotiomycetes; Eurotiales; Aspergillaceae. The transcript is spliced from 5 exons.